AUGGUGCUUCGCAAACAGCCCCCACCACGCCUAGAAAAUCUUCACAAAGGGCAUGCUCGGCCUAACUUUCGUUCUCCAACCUCACCGUCCGCGACAUCCCCGCAGUCUAGACGCCUUAAUCAACCACCUUCUCAAGAUUCAAUUUAUUCGCCUGAUCUGAAUACCUCCCCAGCAUUUGAUCUAAUGCCGUUGGAAGAGGCUCAAAGAUCCCCGAUGGGCUCACCGACAAACCAACCCCCAAGCUCCUGGUCAGAGGACAGGGAAAGUCGAUCAAGCAAUACUCGCCCUAAUUCAGAAACAUACAUUGGAAGCACAGUACAUACAGUACUACCAGGAACAGUUGUGUAUGGUCUACCGAGGGUCGUAGAACAUGAUCCUCAUCCAGCGCCUACGAGGCACCAAGAAGCUCGGUACGAGGAUCAAUAUACAAGGAAUGAGGAAGUCCCUGUCCAAUUACAGUCAAACAAUCCGUUCUUGCAGCCGAGAAAGCCAGUGCCCACAAAUGAAUCGGUAGACCCGCAUGGGUGGAAUGAUCGCCAUUCACACGCCACAACCAGUAGUGAGCCAUUAAGCCAGUUUGACGGUUAUAUCCCCAUGACAGCCAGGUUAUCAUUACUAGACCCAGCGGGGCAAGAAUCCCCAUGGGCAGAUGACAUUGCUCACUCAGACAUGGAUCGCACGGGCCAAACUGAUGCGCCUCGUGGCCCGUCACCAUGGGGAUCGCAGCAUUCAAUUCAGAUUUCAGCGUCCGAAGACCUGUAUUUACAAGGAAUUCAAUCCAAACCAUACGCUCCAGCGGUGGCUGUCCAGCCUUCCGAGUCGGCCAAUGACCCCUACGGCUUACAUCCAUCUUACUCACACGGCAGAUUGGGCUCAGAUGCAGGGGUCCAUACUCCUUCAGCCUUCUCUUCUGCGACAUCAGCAACAUCACAUGAAUUGAUUGAUCUAGAUCCGUCUGAUAAUAUCGGCAUGGAGAAUAGAUCUGAACAAGCAGCUGCGCCCGGCCAUGCCUUCCCUAGGCUCAGUGGGGAUUUAGAGAAUUCACCCGCUGAACCACACUCACAGAUGGAACCUCCAGCACUCCCUCAAGAAUCCCAGAAUACUCCGUACGAUCAAACACCAUAUCAAUCGAGGGCCCCGUUAAGUCCGGCUGAGCAAGCGAAACAACAGGAACAGCGAUCUGAAACAUAUUCCAUUCGACAUAUUAAUUGGAAGGAUCGAUCAGGAAAUAUGAUACAAUCCCCCAUUCUAGUUCAGAAUAAAAAUGGGCCUUGCCCCUUACUUGCACUCAUCAAUGCUAUGGUGUUGCGAGCAGACCAAACGGCACAACCGCCGAUUGUCAAGGCCCUGCAGACUCGUGAACAAAUCUCGUUGGGGCUGCUAAUUGAGGCUUUAUUCGAAGAACUCAUUACACGUCUGGGUCCUGAUGAUCCGUUUCCUGACAUCGAGGCACUCUCUCAAUUUCUGACAAUACUACAUACUGGCAUGAACGUCAAUCCUCGACUGACCUUGGAUACUGUCGACUCGCUUGGCUCAUUCUUACAAACCCCCGACCUUCAAUUAUAUAGUACGUUUGGCAUUCCUCUGAUUCAUGGUUGGCUUGCGCCGUGGCCGAGCCCAGCCCAUGAUGCCAUGACGCGGGUCGCCCAGUUCCAUGAAGAUAUUCAACUUCUGCAUUUCCGAAAACAAGAAUUCGAAGACCAAAUCAUGCGAGACCAUUCGCUAUCACCUGAAGAAGAGCAGAAGAUGGCAGACAUACACAUCAUUCAAUACUUUGUUGACGUCGAAAACAAGACGCAAUUGAGCCCUUUUGGAUUGACACAGCUGAGCACCAAGCUGGCCCCAGGAUCGGUUUCCAUAUUCUUCCGGAAUGACCACUUUUCUACGCUCUACAAACAUCCUCAGUCCCAUCAGCUUUACUCGUUAGUUACCGACGAUGGUUAUGCAAACCAUGCUGAAGUCGUCUGGGAAUCCCUUGUCGAUGUGACUGGGUUUAACUCUGAAUUCUUCGCUGGAGAUUUCCGUGCUGUUAGUCAUGGACAACCUUCAGGGUCUGAAGGACCUGCUGGCCCUCGUACUUCCAGUAUCCCACCAAAUAAUAGUGGUAAUGACAGUUUGGCUCCAGCCAACCAGACCUCAGGCAGACUAUCUCCACAAGAACAAGCUGAUGCAGAUUAUGCCUACGCGCUAGCACUCCAGUUUCAAGAAGAGGAACAGCGUGAAAGGGACUCCGGUCAACAAGGAUCUGAUACCCAACCUCCCCCACCUGCUCGUUCUCCCAACUCAUCUAAUCCCCGCAUGAACAACCCGUCACCUCGAACAUCAAGCAAUGGACAUACUGUUGGCAUUCGACCACCUCGAGAACCACACCAUGACCCCGAUCCCGAUGACCCUAACGCACCUCCGCCUCCUUAUGAACAAGCAGCGGGUCGCCAGCAAUAUAACCAACGCCCAUCUCGGUUUACCGAGUUUCCAAGCGAGUACUCUACAUACCCAGGAAACCGAUAUCACCGCAAUGGCCGCUAUCCCAACCAAGGAAGCCGACCCGAAAAUCGAUAUCCCCCCAAUCAAAGAGACAGAGACAGGGAUUGUAUUUUGAUGUGA
Molecule: messenger RNA, 2604 nt
Organism: Penicillium angulare
Lineage: Eukaryota; Fungi; Ascomycota; Eurotiomycetes; Eurotiales; Aspergillaceae
Product: MINDY family deubiquitinase
Exons: 3
Coding region: 1-2604 (867 amino acids)
Biological process (GO): protein K48-linked deubiquitination
Cellular component (GO): cell periphery; cytosol
Molecular function (GO): cysteine-type carboxypeptidase activity; K48-linked deubiquitinase activity; cysteine-type deubiquitinase activity
Source: RefSeq, a predicted model, not a curated record